Phanerochaete carnosa HHB-10118-sp is the source of this 2694-nucleotide messenger RNA. RefSeq lists its product as uncharacterized. NCBI's taxonomy places the organism in Eukaryota, Fungi, Basidiomycota, Agaricomycetes, Polyporales, Phanerochaetaceae. Gene Ontology annotation, cellular component: nucleolus; small-subunit processome. Gene Ontology annotation, biological process: maturation of SSU-rRNA from tricistronic rRNA transcript (SSU-rRNA, 5.8S rRNA, LSU-rRNA). The transcript is spliced from 5 exons. The record is from RefSeq and is a predicted model, not a curated record. Bases 87 to 2360 code for a protein of 757 amino acids.
UCUUCGUUCAUUUUCCUUGUCGUGAUUCGACCUUUGGUCGCUGGUACACGCCUCUUUGUCGUCGGUGACGUGUUACUCCCGACGGCAUGACAUCCUCUAUGUACUUUUCCCGAGGCAAUGGCUUCGCGGAGAAGUCACAUCUUGGUAACGGAUUGCCCACACAUAGCUCAGCUGUCCUCGAGAAACGACACCGACAUGGCCACAGUAUCUCAUGGCUAAACCCUGUAUCCCUCCCUAUCCCUGGCGUACGGACGCGAAGACUCCGACUCAUGAUCCCGAACAUUUCGCGCAUGUACCAGGGCAGCCAGGCCAGGUUCGGCAGGAGACGAGGGCCAUUUAUGCUCUUGCUUGCGCUCUUUACAUCCGUGUAUCUCAUGGUCGCUGUGAAUCGCCGCUUCAGUGGCAACGGCGUCUCGUGGGUGGACACUCUAUCGUUCCCCGACCCGUCAACACUCGUCUACCGACGCGAGGACAUCCAGCGGAUAUGGGAGUGGGAGAUUGCUGCGGGACAUUAUCCUAGUGGACGGCGGAUACCUGAACAGGUCGGCCUUUUGAACCCGCCUCGAAACCCCGCGCUUUCUGCGCGUGGCGCGCUAUCAUUGCCACCCCGCUUUAGAGGACCGAUUUCCACCGACACGCUUGGGAUAGGCCCUAAGCGCGUUUACCCGGACAUCCAUCGUCAAUUCCCAAAUGUUGCGUAUCCUCCUCGCCCCAUUCCUGGUAGCGUGGCAGAUAUGGACGCCAUCAUGGACCACUGUGAUUUUUCGACUGGCAAGUAUGUUCGUGACUGCCUAGAGGUUCUACGACUCGGAGCUGGACUCGAGAACGGGGCACGAGUCAGGCGAGGCAAGAUGGAGGAGUGGAAGUACAUCUACGUCGAAGACAGCGCGGUUCACAACGACGCGGACACUUCUGCGUUCGCUAAGCCAGCUUUCGUGCUGAAAGCGCAGGCCGAGCGGGAUCUCAGCUAUGACCUUCCGAAGAAGCGCGGCGCGGAAUGGGAACCACAUCUCUCGCUACCAACGCCGCCUCAGUACACCCCGUACAAGGACCUGUCGAAUGUUUGCGACGAUGAGAAUCCGCGUCUCUACCACAUGUUCUGGACGGGACCAUUUACGGACAAGCCGUAUCUCGCACUCCUAUCGUUCUUGUUCACUCAGAAUCUCGGUCUUCACCUCGACGACCACCACCAAGACCCUAACGUAUGCCGACCGCAGUUCUGGCUUUGGAUUAAUCCAGGACCAGCUGCGUCCGUGCCCAACCCCUCUGCUGUGCGCGACAUGUACGAUCAGCUCAAGUCUAACCCAUGGGCGUCUCCGUUCCUGCACCCGAAAUUCAAGGACGUCAUUCAGUUCAAGUUGUGGAACACCACUGAGCAGCUUGACGGUAUCCCGGAGUUGAAGAAUGAGUGGCGCGCAAUGCGCGAUAACUUAUUCAACUCUGGUGGCUACGUCGAGAAAAUUCCGCAGCCGGUGGAUGAAGAGGAAGAGGAAACGGAGCCCGUAGAAGCUGAGGUUACUGGCGAGGAUGGUGUCAUGGCCCCUGCGCCUGCCCCUACGAAGAAGCACAAGGAUGAAGAUGAUAAGGUCAACCGUGUUGGUUCGAAGUCACCCUCGUCAUACGACCGACUUUCCGUCAUUCUCUCGGACAUGGCGCGUUUCGUCCUUUGUCAUCGUUUUGGCGGCAUCUAUCUUGAUGCGGACACCAUCCUGCUGCGAGACUGGGAAGAGCUCUGGGGCUGGCGCGGGGCGUUUGCGUACCGGUGGUCGCGUCUUGAGAAGUACAACACCGCAGUUCUGCGCAUGAACAAGAACUCUACUCUCGGGACGUUCUUGUUCAGGACCGCCCUGAAGAAUGGCCUUGACUUCCAUCCCAUGAGUAUUUCGAAGUAUACCAAGGACGCGUACCUCGAAGGCCUUCUGCUCCGCCUGCCCGACGCGCUGUUCGACUCAGCGUGGCUUAACACCGAGUCAUACCAAAGGGACAAGCCGCCCCAGCCGUACUUCACAGAGUUCCAGGACUUCUUCGAAACACCUCUACAGUCUAGCGCUGCACCACAAGCGCUUGGCUUUGAUGGCUUCUUUAAGGGGGCAUACUCCUACCACUUCCACAACUUCUGGUGGAGGCCAUUCGACCCGUCACGCAAUUAUCCUGAUCUGGGCUCCCGCUUCGCGGCGGGAGAGCGCAUAGCCCGACAGCAGCUCGCAGAGAGCACUUCGACGAAGCUGCCCGACCCUGAGACUGAGACCGUGCUAGACGACAAACGGGACCUCGACUGGGCCACAGUACUCAAGCGCACGUUCGAAGCCUACAUCCGCGGCGAGCGGCCCAAUAUGUACGGCGAGUGGAUCGAGUGGUAGCCCGCCCCUGCCUUUUUCGCUCCGGCUGCUGGUACUUUCGGCCGGACAAUUCUCUUGGUGUGCAGACGACUGUAUGAAAUGCUUCCCGCUACUAGAGGUGUAAGCCUUGUCGUAAUAUCCUCCCUUCCCUGCCUCCACGUUCAAACUCGCGCACUAACUACCAUUAUCGACUCGAGGGCGAAAGUUGUUGGAUUGUUUCAUCGUGCGCUGCCAGGCGGUGUUUCCUGCGCCGCGCUAUCCUUCCCUUGGUACCAAUAACAAAUAUUUCUCGGACGUAUAUCUGUGCACCUCUACUGUACAUCAUACAAAAAUAAUAACUGUCCUUCGCUUUGUU